Messenger RNA from Macadamia integrifolia, 1355 nucleotides. RefSeq lists its product as uncharacterized. Gene Ontology annotation, molecular function: acid phosphatase activity; ferrous iron binding; ferric iron binding. The transcript has 9 exons. The record is from RefSeq and is a predicted model, not a curated record. The coding region runs from base 181 to 1080 and encodes 299 amino acids. Lineage: Eukaryota; Viridiplantae; Streptophyta; Magnoliopsida; Proteales; Proteaceae.
UCGCCAUCUUCCAUUUGGGCGUUAUCUCCUCCUUGGAUAGUAUGACAAGAUAGGAAAAUGACUGUUGGCCUGAAAAAAAAUCAAUAAUUGUUGGAAACUGCAGAAGAAUCAUAAGCGAGAAACGGAGAGCGAGAGAGGGGAAGGGAGUGGGGCGGCAAGGGCAACUCUGUGAGCUCAGUGAUGGGGAAACGUUCAUGGGUUUCGACUUUGUUAACUCAGGCUUGCCUUUGCUUCGCUCUCUACCUUUCUUUCCAUCUGGGUGAACGAGAGAUACCCAUUUACUCCAGAACCAGUGGAAGGGGUACACCGCUUGAUCUAUACUUCCUUAGUGUUAGAGGAGGCUACAGACUUCCUCAGCAACAGCGACACCUCCUCCAACAGAUGGAAAAGGUAGCUAAGACUUACCGGGCGAAGUUUGUGGUGGACAUCAGUGAACUUGGUGACGAUGAUCCACUAAUGUUGAAUGGUACACUGCUGCGUUUCCCAUCAUUGAAGGUACCCUGGUAUACUACUAGAACUUCACAAGGAGAAGGAAAGGAAUAUUUCCUAAAGCAGAUAACAAUAACACAUGGGCAAGUCCUCACCCUCAUUGGUUUGGAUACUGGACCAUUACAGGGUUAUCAGCACACUGGACAACAACGCGGAAUGGCAAGCAAUCAAUUACAGUGGCUGACAAGAAUUCUAGGAGUGACUGAUAGUAACUGGCGUAUAGUUGCUGGGUUCCACCCACUGGCAGUUUGUGAAGAAGAUGAGGUGCAAAUGGAAACAAUGCAUGUUUCAGAGCCCCUACAACGUAUCUUUCUGAAAUUUGGAGUGAAUACGUUCCUUAGUAAGCAGGGAUGCAGUAACUUCUACAUCCGUCAAGGGAGCAUAACUUACAUCGGAAUCCCAGGCCCUAUGGACAGAGAGAAUAACAGAACAUCUUCCGUAAAUAAAAGCUUCACCUUCCAUAGGGAUAUGGAUGAUGGUUUCAUUCUGCACAGAGUCAGUCCUCUAGAAAUUGUUUCUUACUUAAUUAACUCAGCAGGUCAAGUAGUAUCCAGGUCUAAACUUCACCAGAGGGGGAGGGAGGUAAUGUAAAUUUGACUUUCAACAGUAUCAGUUAUGCUGAUUCUUUGAAGCUGCCCCAUAAUACCUGCAAUUCUCUGUUGCAUUAUUUAUUUCUUUCAUAUUUUCUCUUCUUCAUUUUCUUUCUGGGGGAUUGGCUGUAGAGGAUUUUUCACCCCUUUGAUUGGAUAGUUGCAAGCUUCAUUUGUAUCAAAAUGAUCAGUUUUCAAGCCAAUGAUUGGAUGAAUUCUGUUAAGUGUAACAUUGUAAAUUACAAAAGAUUAAAUUCUCUGAAAGUGUUUAGUGAA